This is a messenger RNA of Exaiptasia diaphana, 1481 nucleotides long. RefSeq names its product 39S ribosomal protein L3, mitochondrial. Gene Ontology annotation, cellular component: mitochondrial large ribosomal subunit; ribosome. Bases 9 to 1166 code for a protein of 385 amino acids. Gene Ontology annotation, biological process: translation. The transcript has 7 exons. Gene Ontology annotation, molecular function: structural constituent of ribosome. Lineage: Eukaryota; Metazoa; Cnidaria; Anthozoa; Actiniaria; Aiptasiidae. The record is from RefSeq and is a predicted model, not a curated record.
CCCUCAAAAUGGCGGCCACCACAAUGGUUCGUGCAAAGCUAACUUCAUUUAACAUUUUAAGCAAUCAUUCUUGGUGUGCCCUCCUCAUAAGAAACCCGAAUGUGUGCCGUUCGCUUUCACUCUGUAGCAGAUAUUUCAGCUCUGAGAAAAACAAUUCCUAUACUGGAAAAAUAACAGAGUCUUCAACCGCUGCUCCAUUUGCACCCAGAAAUCUAUUCGAAGUAUUCGCAAGUAACGAAAAUUUAUUGACUGAGGGGAAAGAAGACUUGAAUAUUUUAUCUAGAGAAGAUCUUGAACUAGAGUUGAAGAGACAAGGACGGCGACAAAGAAAUAAACGUAUCAAAGUUGAUCCCAGCAAAGUGGCUUGGACAAGUGGGUCAAAGCGCGUGGGAGCGAUUGGUAUAAAACUUGGAAUGUCAGCUUUGUGGUUGAAAGAUGGUCGAAGAGUGCCUGUCACUCUCGUGCAGAUCAAAGAAUGUGAGGUGAUUCAAGCAAGAACAUCAAAAUCUCUUGGUGGUUCAGAUCCUCAAACAGAGUUACAAGUUGGUGCAGUAAAUGACCACGAGCUGCAUAAGGUUAGUAAAGCACAGUAUGGCCAUUUUAAGAGAUUUGGUGUUCAACCUAAGAAGAAAGUCUUUAGUUUUCCUGUCACAAGAAAUGCACUUCUCAAACCAGGUACACCAAUAUAUGCAGCUCACUUUUAUCCAGGUCAAUUUGUCAAAGUCCAAGGUGUCACAAAAGACCAUGGAUUUCAAGGUGUAAUGAAAAGAUGGGGRAUGAAAGGUCAGCCACAGAGUCACGGUCAGUCAAAAACUCACAGAAAAAUGGGAGCAUCAGGGGGAGGUCAGGAUCCUGGAAGAAUUUGGCCUGGUAAAAGAAUGGCAGGUCACAUGGGUCUCAACAAUUGUACACUCUUUGCUGUCAAGAUCCACCGAAUAAACACGAAAUACAAUGUACUGUAUAUUCAGGGUCAGUGUCCAGGUCCCAAGGGUGGAUUUCUCAAGAUCUGUGAUGCAUGGAAACAACACAAGACACCACCUCCAUUCCCAACGUAUUUUCCUGAUGACGAAAAUCCUAUCAAAGAAGAUCUGUAUGCUGAAAAUAUACAACCUUUUCAUGAGGACUCUAUUUUCUUCGAAGAAAAGAAAGUUAGAAGAGGAAGAUGAUGAAACCCUUUCAAUGUACUUAGCUACAUGUACAAGACUGAAAUACACUUUAGCUCAAGCUACAUUUUAAUUCAUUUGUUGCUGAAACAUAUUUGGUUGGUUUUAACUUGUUCCUAAAGUUAGUAAUUUAAAAUUUGUCUGUAAAAUCUCCCAGCAGCAAGUUGACUUGAUUUCUUGAGUGUGAUAAGAGUUCUCUCAAAUCAGUAGUACCGGUUAAUACUUUGUAUCAGUUGCAGUCAAACAUUCUGAAUGGAAGUACCAAACAACUCAACUACAUUUGUACAUUAAAUCAAAAUCUUUGUUGUGUUAUCAAAA